ACUUCCCUGCAACCUAUGGAAAGAAAUGGAGACAGCAAAAAGACAAUACCACCCACAAUUCUCACUGCCUUCACACAUUGACCUUCCCUGGCGUACCCAAUCUACAGUUCUCCUCCCUCUCCUUUCCCUCCUCCUGGUCCUUCCCUGAGUACCCUCCCCUGUCCUCCAGCAAUGAACCUGUUCCCGCCUGGUGUGCAAGUGGUGGUGGGUCGCGAGGACAGCAAGCAGUAGUGAGCCGGGUGCUGCAGGAGGUACUUGUUUCAACCCGUCGCUAGCAUGGCGCAGCUGUGGGAAGUUGUGAUGGUGGCAGUGUGCAUGGUAAUCAUUGGACAUGGUAUGCCAAUGGAUGAUACUGCAGAAACUGCCAAAGAAAGUUUGGUAACAGCAGAGCAGCACAACACCAAGACCAAACAAGACACACAUUCUAAUCCUCCACAGCCACAUGGGCCUUCCAUUACUGAAAUAACAAAUCAGCUAUUAACUUCAUCAGUAAAGUAUCCUGACAAUGCCAAAAUGAUUCCUUUUGCCCGCAGCACUGGGCAAGAGUGCAAUAAGAUUGGAUCACUUCCAAAUCCUCUAGAAUGCCAAUAUUUUACAUUCUGCAUUGAGGAGUUUCAAGGUUCCAAAGAGUUCAUACCAACGUUAAAUAUUUGUGACCAUGGCCACUACUUCAAUACAUGGGAAAAGAACUGCAUUAAAGGGGAGUGCAUCGAAGUGAACAUUGGUCCCGCAUUAAAUGACCCACCACCACCACCACCACCCUCUCCAUCUUUAAAUGAGAUUCCCAGUUGGCUGAUUAAUGCUCCAGAAUGGUUUGAAGAGAAACCCUGGUGGUUUGAGAUGGCCCCUCCAUGGUACCAUACCCCACCUGCCUGGCUAAAACCAAAUGUCUUGACUGAACAAAUACAAGUUGAGGCAGGACCAGGUCUUGAAGUUCAAAAGCCAGACCAGAUCAUCAAAAAUGUUGGAGUGCCAAUCCAGUCUUCGCCUGAUGAGAAAGAUGCACCCGUCUACCAUGAUAAUAAAACACUACGGUGAGAUAGUGACAUUUCUGCACUGAGAAAAAUUGAGAAUCAAUAUUCCAAUCAAGAUUGUGCAACAGUGACCUGCAAGCUGCAAAGGAUCUGGUGCUCCAACAAUAGAGUCAUAAUGAGCUCACUUUUCCAAAUAUGCACACUUUUCUGAAAUCUGUCAAUUCAUCUAUCUGCUUAUCCAUCUAUAUGAAGAUGCAAGUGUGUGUGUGUGUGUGUGUGUGUGUGUGUGUGUGUGUGUGUGUGUGUGUGUGUGUGUGUGUGUGUGUGUGUGUGUUUGCAGUCUCAUAACAAGUUACAGUGGUAGUUUCUUAUGUCUUUAUAAAAAAGUCUGGAAGAAGGCUAAAAACAUGCUACUAUAUGUGAAUUUUAAGUAAUAAAGAAGACCCAACAAA
Portunus trituberculatus (swimming crab) is the source of this 1426-nucleotide messenger RNA. RefSeq lists its product as uncharacterized. NCBI's taxonomy places the organism in Eukaryota, Metazoa, Arthropoda, Malacostraca, Decapoda, Portunidae. The transcript is spliced from 6 exons. Gene Ontology annotation, molecular function: chitin binding. Bases 277 to 1038 code for a protein of 253 amino acids. The record is from RefSeq and is a predicted model, not a curated record.